AUGGGAAGCCCCACAGCUCGAGUGGCCCAGGGCUGGGUGCUGCCGCUGGCCAUGCUGCAGCUGGGAUGGCUGCCUCAUCCCACCCGCCUGUGGGCACUUAAGAGCCAGGGGCAGCCAGGGGUAGGCCGGUGGCCAUGGGCUGCCUUGGGGUUGUCCCUCCUUUCCCAGCGGAGGCAAGAGGAGCGGCAGCGGCUGCAGAGGGCUCAGCAGCAAGAACUGCUCCUGGCAGAGACCCUGGGCAAGCACCCCCUGCAAAAUAGGUGGGCGCUGUGGUUCUUCAAGAAUGAUAAGAGCAAGAUGUGGCAGGCAAACCUGCGCCUUGUCACUAAGUUCAGCACUGUGGAAGACUUCUGGGCGCUGUACAGCCACAUCCAGCUCGCCAGCAAGCUCACAUCUGGCUGUGACUAUUCCCUCUUCAAGGAUGGCAUUGAGCCCAUGUGGGAAGACAACCAGAACAAGCGUGGUGGGCGCUGGCUCAUCACCCUGGCCAAGCAGCAGCGGCACACUGAGCUGGACCGUUUCUGGCUGGAGACGCUGCUGUGCCUCAUUGGGGAGAUGUUUGAUGAGUACAGCGAUGAGGUGUGUGGGGCUGUCAUCAACAUCCGCGCCAAGGGGGACAAGAUUGCCAUCUGGACCCGGGAAGCAGAGAACCGGGAAGGAGUCACCCACAUCGGGCGUGUCUACAAGGAGCACCUAGGCCUGUCGCAGAAGGUGGCCAUUGGGUACCAGGCCCAUGCGGAUACGGCCACCAAGAGCGGCUCCCUGACCAAGACCAAGUUUGUGGUGUGA
Molecule: messenger RNA, 789 nt
Organism: Egretta garzetta (little egret)
Lineage: Eukaryota; Metazoa; Chordata; Aves; Pelecaniformes; Ardeidae
Gene: EIF4E1B
Product: eukaryotic translation initiation factor 4E family member 1B
Exons: 7
Coding region: 1-789 (262 amino acids)
Biological process (GO): translational initiation
Cellular component (GO): cytoplasm; eukaryotic translation initiation factor 4F complex
Molecular function (GO): RNA 7-methylguanosine cap binding; translation initiation factor activity
Source: RefSeq, a predicted model, not a curated record